Molecule: messenger RNA, 2018 nt
Organism: Sinocyclocheilus grahami
Lineage: Eukaryota; Metazoa; Chordata; Actinopteri; Cypriniformes; Cyprinidae
Gene: samd4b
Product: sterile alpha motif domain containing 4B
Exons: 10
Coding region: 338-1939 (533 amino acids)
Biological process (GO): nuclear-transcribed mRNA poly(A) tail shortening; negative regulation of translation; regulation of mRNA stability
Cellular component (GO): P-body
Molecular function (GO): mRNA binding; translation repressor activity; protein binding
Source: RefSeq, a predicted model, not a curated record
AGAGAGAGAGAGAGAGAGGUAGAGCUCGGUGUGUCGGUAGAGCAGCUCCGGUGAUCUUCAGGCCCGUCUGUGUGUUUCCGCGCAGUUCUCACGCGUGUCGCUCACUGUGCGCGUGAAGAUGCUCUAGUCACGUCUGCAUUUGCAUCUGCCUGUGACCUUUGACCCUUGAACCCAAACACUGACCCGUGCCCGGCUGGCGUCCACCGCGCUCCAGAACCAUGUGAGGGCUUGUCAGUGCCUCUCUGAGUGGACUGGAGCACCGCCUGUAACCCCGCCCCAGUGUAUACAAGCCCCGCCCUCCCUCUAGCCCCGCCCCCCGCCCCUGAAGAAGCUGGCCAUGAUGUUCCGGGACCAAGUGGGGAUUCUGACGGACUGGUUUAAGGGCUGGAACGAGUGCGAGCAGACGGUGGCGCUGCUGUCGCUGCUGAAGCGUGUCUCUCGGACGCAGGCCCGGUUCCUGCACAUCUGUCUGGACCACUGGCUGGCCGACUGCACCGAGAUACACAUACUGGAGGCAGAAGCCAACAAUGCAGCCGUGGUCAGUCAGUGGCAGCAGGAGCCGAAGGAGAAGGCCGUGUCGCUCCUGCUCUCCCAUCUGCCCCUGCUGCAGCCGCGCAACAGCGAAGCCAAGUGUGAAUACAUGAAGCUGCUGCAGAAGGUCCUGAGCCACACCAUCGAGAGCAGUCUGUUCGUGGAGGAGAGCCGCCAGCUGCUGUCCUACGCACUCAUCCAUCCCGCCACCACCCUCGACGACCGCAACUCUCUGGCCCUGUGGCUCAGUCACCUGGAGGAGCACCUGUCCUCGCGCCCGGCUCCGUACCAUCAUGCCCGGCAGGGCUCCGACGAGUGGCCCUGCUCCGCUGAGGCCCUGGAGCCGGCGUACGGACAGAACGGACACAUGGCGUUCCCUGGAUCGGGUGGCGUGACCUCAGCUGUCAACAGCAGCACAGGACUGACUGGUCAGGUGCAGCCGAGCCCACUGAAGCCCUCCAUGUCACUCACCCCUGCCAAUCAACCGGCCUGCAGCUCUGAUUGGCUGAGCCAGGAGGAGGGGGGCGUGUCCGGAGCAGAACACGCCCCUCUGUCGCCGCAGAGCAGCGUCGCGUCUUCAGGCAGCGAGCAGACGGAGGAGCAGAGCAACACACGCAACACUUUCCAGGAGGACGGCAGCGGGAUGAGAGAUGUGCCGGCCUGGCUGAAGAGUCUCCGUCUGCAUAAAUACGCGUCGCUCUUUUCUCAGAUGACGUAUGAAGAAAUGAUGAUUCUCACAGAGCAGCACCUGGAGUCACAGAACGUGACGAAAGGAGCUCGACAUAAGAUCGCUCUGAGCAUACAGAAGCUCCGAGAACGACAGGGCGUCCUCAAAUCUCUUGAAAAGGAUAUUCUGGAAGGCGGGAACGUUCGGAAUGCUUUACAAGAGCUUCAGCAGAUCAUCAUCACGCCAAUCAAAGUCUAUGCCCCGCCCACUGCUGCCCAGAAGGAGGCGGAGCCUGGAGUCACACCUAUCGAGAAAGCAGCCAAUCCCGGUGAAGAGAAGGAGAGCGAGGGCUUCCAGACCCACAAUCCUCCAGCGUGUGACGGAGAAUCACCGUCUGCACCCAUCGGUGACGGAGACAUCGCAGGACAGUUCACGCGUGUGAUGGGGAAAGAUCCUGGUUCUCAAGUAGCUGACAGUGUUUGGUGUGAUGGUGUGUUUCAGAAUCUGUGGUUUGGGAAUCUUGGAGGCAGUAACAGCAUGCCGAGCCAGAGCAGAAGUUCGGUGCAGAGAACUCAUUCACUUCCAGUUCACACGUCUCCUCAGACCAUGCUCCUGUUCCAGCAACAAGAAUGCCAAGUUCCGGGGACGGAUCUGGAGAUCAACCCCACGCUGGAGUCUCUGUGCCUCAGCAUGACAGAGCACGCCUUAGGAGAUGGAAUGGACAGAACGUCGACGAUAUGAGACUCAAGCCGGUGGAAGAACUGAAUGAAGACUGCGCUUCUUGCUCCAGUAGCCCAGCACACACACACACACACACACA